AUGUCCAGGUCCCUUCGCCGGCGGCCUUGCCGCCCGCCACCCGAUGAACACGGAGAGGAGCCUGGCUCACCAGAGUUCUGGUACAAGCUUGUAGUCAGCAUAGGUCUUGUGCUCGCCGGAGGUGUCUUUGCUGGCCUCACGCUCGGUCUAAUGGGUCUCGACGAACUGCAUCUCCGUGUCCUCUCCGCGUCUUCAGAGAACCCGAAAGAACGAAAGAACGCUCAGAAGGUCCUCCGCCUCCUUUCCCGUGGGCGUCAUUGGGUUCUCGUCGUCCUCCUGCUGGGUAACGUGAUUGUGAACGAAAGUCUGCCCAUCUUCCUCGACAGUGCCCUAGGCGGCGGUAUUGCCGCAGUCGUAAUCUCGACCGCAAUGAUUGGUGUAAUCAUCCCCCAGGCGGCAAGUGUUCGAUACGGACUGUCCAUAGGAGCGUCUUGCGCGCCCAUUGUGCUCGCCAUGAUGUAUAUCUUCGCUCCCAUUGCAUGGCCAGUCGCAAAGCUACUCGACUAUGUUCUCGGGAGGGACGAAGGUCAUACAUACAAGAAAGCGGAGCUCAAGUCAUUCCUCGCCUUCCACCGCCAGGGUGAAGAGCCGCUGCGUGACGACGAGAUAAGCAUCUUGAACGGAGUGCUUGAACUCAACAAUAAGAAGGUGGAGCAGAUCAUGACCCCCCUGGAGGACGUAGUCACCAUAAGCUCCGAUCGCAUUUUAGAUCAUCCUACCGUCGACUACCUCUUGCGCAGUGGAUAUUCUCGAAUCCCAGUGCACAAACCUGGUCAUCCGCUCGCUUUUAUCGGUAUCCUCCUCGUGAAAACGCUAUCGGUGUACGACCCCUCAAGUCCUUCCCCGCUGUCCGAGCUCCCGCUGUCCAUCUUGCCAGAAGCACCGCCUACCAUCAACUGCUUCCAAGCACUCGAUUACUUCCAAACAGGUCGCGCCCAUCUCCUGCUACUCAGCCGCACUCCCGGAAUCGAGGGAGGUGCAAUCGGCCUCAUUACGCUUGAGGACAUCAUCGAGGAAAUCAUUUCUGAGGAGAUUGUAGACGAAACCGAUCGGUAUGAAGACAACGUCUCUAAGCGCCGCGCUUCCCGCCGGAAGAAUGCCAAAGUCAUGAAAGGGAUUGUUGAAUACCGCGUUGGACGCGCCAACUCCCUCCCCGAGAUCGGAGACCGCACGCCUUUGCUUGGCAGCCGCUCUGCCAUCCAACUUCCGUCAGAACCCCAGCCCAUCGACCGCCGAGAUGACAGUAAUCGACCGCUACGUCCCGGUUCCCUCUUGAUCCCCAGUACGGUAGCAUGA
This is a messenger RNA of Epithele typhae, 1296 nucleotides long. RefSeq lists its product as uncharacterized. Gene Ontology annotation, cellular component: intracellular membrane-bounded organelle. Gene Ontology annotation, biological process: magnesium ion homeostasis. The transcript is spliced from 13 exons. Bases 1 to 1296 code for a protein of 431 amino acids. The record is from RefSeq and is a predicted model, not a curated record. NCBI's taxonomy places the organism in Eukaryota, Fungi, Basidiomycota, Agaricomycetes, Polyporales, Epitheliaceae.